AUCUAACCCCAAAUAUCAAAUUAAAAUGAACGCUUUUUGUGGUUCUGUCGACAUCAGGCGUUUUCAAAAUCAAAGUAUAUUAUUCGGAUUACUCAAUCUUGGUCUUACUCAUAAAACACAUAAAAAGCGAAAAUUCGCAUAUUUGGCCUCUGAUGUCAGUCUAUGUAGAAGUUGGUUGAAAGUAGCUGAACCUAGGACCGACAGGCAGUCGUACAUUUCUUACAAACAUCAUAGGUGUAGAACAGAUUGCUGAUAAUUGAAAAAGGAGUUGACAUGAUUUUAAAAGUUGUUCAGGAACGCCUUAAGCUCUUCCUUAUUUCCUAUUCAUGCUUUCAUGUUGUGAAACCAAUAUUAGCCUACUUCUGUGUCAAUUAUCUCCUAAUAAACCAAGUUAAACUGAAAUUUUCAUUCUCCUUUGAAACAAUUACUUCAAUACCGAGCAUACAGUGCAUUUGAAGUAUGCCUACAGCGUCAAAAAUAAAUGAAUGAAUAAAUGAAAAAUAAAUCAACAAAUUCUUAAAACUAAAGAAUUAAUUGAGAACCUACUUUCGGCCAAAUAAUUUUCUUUAUUUCCUUUCUCCUUCCUUUGAUUCCCCUCACAUACCAUGGAAAUUAUUUGCCAUUUUUUGGCUAGGGUUUUGUUAGUAAGUUCGCUCAAGUUCGUAUAGCUGAUAGACAUCGCCGUGAAGUAAAAUAGAUAAAGUGUAAAUUUGCCUCUCAAACGUUCCGUAAUUCCCUUUUUCAAAGCUUUUCCAAGCAUUGAGUUUCAAGUUCUCAAUCUUCACAGACGGCGACUGGAAUGUGCUGUCUGAUAAACCAACAUGAAUUUCGGCGAUGCAAAUUUAAUCAAUUUUAUACAAAAUUGGCGCACGGCUGGCCAAAGUGACAAUUUAGGUUAGACCACAUAUAGAUAUGUUCACUUUGACCCCGACCCCAAGUGUUUUUACAGGUCUUUAGCAAGUUCUAGCGUCGGCAGUUUGUCACGAAACAUGCUUCAUGUUCACACAACUGAUCAUAAAUGUUCCUCCAAUCUCUUCUAGUUUGAUCAUAUGUUUGCUUUAAAGGUGUUUCCGAAGCUACAAUUCGGCGUAUAAGCCAGAUUUGGAAAACAUAUAUGCAAACCAAGAGACAACACAUGAUAUAGCAGCGGAAAUAUUGGUAUAUGAAGCUGUCUUCGAAUUCUGUAUUAGUUUACGGGUAAAGUUAUUUACGUCUCUCUCGUGACAUAGGAUACAAUUUGGCUUCAGUGUGGUUUUGUUUCUUAUUUCCUCUUUAACCGGGGGAGCUCUAACUCAUGUCGAAAACAGAUAUCAUCACGUGCAGGACAGAAUCUGCAGCUGUUUUCAUUUAUCGCAGAUAAACUUUCUCAAAUCAACAGAGCGAGUAUACGACUGUUAAUCCGGGCGGCCAUUGUCCUGAGUAGAAUCCACAGUAUAAUUAAAUCGUAGAAAACUCUUCAUAUGCAUGAUUCAUGCUACGUCAUCCGCGUCGUUUAGUAACAUAUGAAAAUGCAUAAGAUUACUGUCAUAAUACCAGCAGUACCAAGCAGAAGUGAUCACAGACGUACCCUGUAAACAUACGAACUUCAGCAACAAUGCAUGGAACAAGAGCAACCCAGCUUAUUCUGUUGGCAGGAGUGCUUACCAUGAAGACACGGGCAAAAGAUGGAGUGCGUUUGGUCCAGGGACGCACUGCAAGAGAUGGCCGAGUUGAAGUACAUCAUUCAGGCGCCUGGGGUGCAGUGUGUGGCAAACAUUGGGACUUGGUGGAUGCUACUGUUCUUUGCCGACUGUUGGGCUACAACGAAGCCUUAGCAUAUGACCAAAAUAUUACAUUCAAACAGAAUAAUAAUACUGUGUGGCUCACCGACGUACAGUGCGCUGGAAAUGAGAGUUCUCUUCUUCAUUGUCCCCACUCUGGCUGGGGAAAAUACACUUGUAAUGAAGGUCAGGCAGCUGGAGUUACGUGUUCUGAUAGAGGCUGGGGUAUCUCCUUAGCAAUACCAAAAUUUGUUUCAAGCACCCUGGACUCUGUUACAGUACAGUGCAGCAUUCCUGACGUAACAGAUAUAACUUACACAGUACAAAUAUGGUCAAACACAACUAACAAAUGGCAUGAUACCGAAUGCGAACAAAGCACUGUAGCUGGGUCGUGUGUAGUCAGGUUACCCAAGGCCAUAAUAACUCUUACUAGUCUGAGCCCUGGUCACAUAUACUACCUACGACUUGUUUCUCCUUAUCUGGUGUAUAGUCAAGUAUCGGAGUCAUUGGUUACGAAAGAAUUAGGUUAUCCGAGUGUACCAUGGUUUGUCGCAAGUUCCAGCAGAUCUAUCACUUUAGCUUGGGAGCCAACUCCUACUGAGUUCACAAACUACUCAGUGGAAGCAAAAUGCUGCGGAGAAACUACGUGGAGAGCGGUGGACUGUGUGGAAAAAUUGUUUGAUAAAGGAUGUACUGUUAGUAAUAACACAGCAACUGUUAUUGCUCUCAAGGAAGGUCAGGAUUAUUAUUUCAGGGUGUUGGCGCUUUACAAGAGUUGGAAAAGCACACCGAGUGCAUCAAGUGAAGCAAUGAGGAUAAAGUCAAAUGAUAAUUUGCAGAGAAUUUGGGUUGGUUCCAUUACACAGGAAUGUGUAGCUUUGAAAAUAGGUGAUAACAUAACUUUGUUUUGUCACGUUUCCGAUGACGAGCCUACCUAUUACAAAUGGACGAAAGGGCAAUCUAUUCUUAAUAGCAGUGGAGAUGGAGCUCUUAAUGUAUUCGUUUCUUCACUUGCUGACUUUGGAAUAUAUACGUGUCAGGCAACGACAUCAGACGAUGUAGUGCAGUACGAUAUCGCUAUCUGUCAGAAAAUGGUUUCGAAAGAAGCGGCUACUAAAGAAACUAAAAACAGAACACUGAUAGCCAUAAUCACCACUUGUUUUAUCUGCUUUGGAAUAUUUAUAAUUGUUCUGAUACUCUUAAAAAUGGCACAGAUAUAUCGACGACGGAAAAAACAGUUAAAGGAAACAAACCGCGAGGAGAUGACCAUGCUGAGUCACCGACAAAAAUCAGUUAGAAAUAACAAUGAAGCUGAUGAGUUCGACCUGAAUAGCUGAGCUCUCGCAAGUUAUCAAUGUAAAUAUGUUAACCACAGUCGAUUAGUAGAAUUCUUGCCUUUUCUACGCUGCUGAAAAGUAGACAGUGUUGGUCGUAGAUUUCAUACUUAAUCGGUAUUAUUUCGCCAGCACUUUGAGUUUAAUGGAGGAGCCAAUGAUACUCAAGCCUGUGCUAAGCUAGCGUUUGGUGCAAACGGGCGAAAAAGCUGGUGCGCGAAUAACAAAGGAAAAAGUGCGUCUAGCAGCAAUUCUCCUAAAAUCCCAGGCGCUGUUUGUCACUUGCCCUCUCUUUCGUUCGGCCGGAUAAUAGGUUAGUGGGACUCACAUAAUUUUGUCGGGUGCUAGUUGUCCCCUUUCACCUGGCGAGCAAAAUUGAUAUAAUUAUAUUAAUUACUGUGUACGUGCAUAUUUCACCUCCUUACCUGAAUAGAACAAGCGUUUCUUCUAUUCUCAGUCAAAUACGUUAUUACCAUAGUGUUCUUUAACCCACAUAGGCUUAAAAGUUAUCAGGAACGUACAGGAAACUGAUAACUACACUGAUUUUGCCACGGAGAGGCAAUGCUCCACCACUAAGAAAUUAAAAAUUAUUUUUAAAACGCU
Messenger RNA from Stylophora pistillata, 3697 nucleotides. RefSeq lists its product as uncharacterized. The record is from RefSeq and is a predicted model, not a curated record. Gene Ontology annotation, molecular function: protein binding. Lineage: Eukaryota; Metazoa; Cnidaria; Anthozoa; Scleractinia; Pocilloporidae. Gene Ontology annotation, cellular component: membrane.